Molecule: messenger RNA, 507 nt
Organism: Symbiodinium natans
Lineage: Eukaryota; Dinophyceae; Suessiales; Symbiodiniaceae
Source: the annotation of a GenBank genome assembly
AUGAGGACAGAUGAGGACCCCAUCCUCUUGGAGAAGCAGCUCCGCAAGGCUUCUGCAGAAGGGAGGGUGGACGACGUGAAGCUGCUUCUACAGGAGGUCUCGGCCAGCGCCAAGAACGAGUCGGGAAGUACUCCGCUCCACGAGGCGGCCUUUGCUGGGCAUGUCGAGGUUUGCCAGGCCCUUUUGGCCAACGGUGCUGAGGUGCAAGAACUGGACCAGUGGGGUGCCACUGCGCUGCACCAUGCAGCUAGUAGGGGUCAACGGGCCGUUGCCAGACUGCUCCUUUCGAGCCAGGCAGACGUAAAUGCAAUGACAAGCAACUUGCAAAUGCCGAUCGACCUGGCGAAAGCAAAAGGCCACAUUGAUCUUGCUGAAGAGCUACAGCAAGAAGCCUUGCGGUGCCAGGAGGUCAGCCGACAGCAUCAGAGAAAGGCCUGUCUCAGAUGGUCUGCAACUUUUACCGGCACAUUCGUCGUGUUGCUUGCUGGCCUGUACUGCCGAACCUGA